Messenger RNA from Spirodela intermedia, 435 nucleotides. The record is from the annotation of a GenBank genome assembly. Lineage: Eukaryota; Viridiplantae; Streptophyta; Magnoliopsida; Alismatales; Araceae.
AUGAUGCACAUGACGUUCUACUGGGGAAGAAGGGUCACUGUCCUGUUCGAUUGGUGGCGGACGGAGACGUGGACGGGGUACGCCCUCACCAUCGUCGUCGUCCUCCUCGCCGCCGCCUUCUACCAGUACUUGGAGGAUCGCCGGCUUCGCUUGAGGGACCUUUGCCUCCUCAAACCCUCGCCUAUCCCCAGCUCUGCGCACGCGCCGCUCCUCGGCAUCUCCCCCGCUCGGCGCUCCGCCGCAGCGAGGGUCGCCGUGGCGGCGCUCUUUGGGGUCAACUCGGCGAUAGGCUACAUGCUGAUGCUUGUCGUCAUGUCGUUCAACGGCGGGGUAUUCAUCGCCGUUGUGGUGGGCCUGGCCACCGGGUACCUCGCCUUCCGGAGUGGCGGCGAGGAGGAUUUCACCGCCGUCGAGAACCCCUGUGCCUGCGCAUGA